AUGCAAAUAUGGCGUUCGUCCACUGCCCCAUCCGGCGAGCAGUCCGCCACCAUCCACGCGCGCAAUUGUAUCGAGCGGCUGAACUCCGUGCUGAGCGAUGAAUCCCGCGGUCCUGCUCCGCACCCCUGUCUCGCAUAUGCCGCCUCCUCUCAGAUUUUCGUCACGGUGACCAAGCUGGCCCUAUCUUCCUACGAUGACGCGACGCUCCGUUCGGCCACCAUCUUCUUCAACACUCUGAUUGACUCCGAGGUCGAUGGUGUCGUGGACAACCGGUUGUUUGCGCGGGCUUUGGUGGAUCUGGUUCGACGCGCCGACAAGCACUCCGAGGAUGUAGAAGGCAGAUUGGUGGAGCUUUUGUUCGGCGUCGCCAACAAUAUCCGUCUGCAGCCGACGAUACUUCCCGCGUGGUUCGCUCCCCGCUCGGACGAGCAGGAACGCGACCAACAGAACACGGGGGCGGAAUUUGCCGGUGCGACGAGAAAGGACGAUUUCCCCCUAUUUUACCUGCUGGUCGAAUAUGUGCAUCACGCAGGCCGUGCGGGUGAUUUUGCGCGAACCGGUCUGCUGUAUCUCAUCGAGACCGCGUCCCGAUCCAAGGACCUGGAGAGGUGGCUGAUUGAGAGUGAUCUGGCGACUCUGAUGGCCACGGGACUGGGUGCUCUUUACAGUCAACUCGGAAGUCUUUCUUUCGCAGACACGGAAGAAGAGAAAAUCCCCCACAUCAUCGCUCUAUCGGACCAUGCCAAGCAGGAGACUGCGCUUCCGCCUUCUCUUGGGAUCACAAUGGACUCGUUCAUGUCGUAUCUCUUGUUCUGGCAGGAUACAAUCGACCACUGCAAAUCGGCCGAAGUCAACGGGACUCUUCUAGACCAUUUCCAGGUCUUGUUCUUGGAACAGCUCCUGUAUCCGUCGUUACUUGAAUCUUCGGAUGUAGAAGGCGGGUCCACCGCCGCAGUUCUCACCUAUCUCUGUCGUAUCCUCAGCUCCAUCGAUCAGCGCGACCUCGUCCAUCGCAUUCUCCACUUCUUGCUCGCGUCGCCUUCGGCGGCCGAAACCAAAGCCCAGACAAAUGUGGACAUGUCUUUGAGUCGGCGGAAGUCGCUGGAUGUCCUAGCAGCAUUUUCAGAAGAGGCGGCUCGACCGUCUCCUUCGCUGUUCAAUCUCCGGGAUCUGACGCUGGUCGGUCUGGAGUCGGCGAACCGACAGACUGUGCUUGCGACCCUGCGACUCAUGGCCGUUGUCCUCCAACGCCAUCACACGUUCGCGCGAUCACUGAUUCGGACCAUCCCUGGCCAGCCGGCCAAGCAGCGGACGGUGGGCGCAUUGAACGCCGAGCUACAGGUGCUUGUCGGGAUGGCGACGUCGAUUGUAGACGACCCAACGUUAGAAGAGUCUUUCGAGAACUACCUUAAAGAUGCGACGUGGGUGGUUGAGUCUCGACUGUACAUCCCACCGGACGAGGAUGAUGAAGACUGCCCACUGCAGAUCCGACAGGAGGCCCCUAUUACCCAGGAACUCCUGCAUUGUCUAGAGGAUUUCUUCACCAACAGCGUGAUCGUGAACUUGGCGUUGACAGAGGUCCUCAUGAGUAUAGCCUCGUCUCAUCUGAUUUCCCUUGACGGAUGGCUACUGGUUGAUCCGUCCAAGUACGACUACUCUGGCUUCGAUUCCACCGAGGCCUCUACUAUGCUGGAGCAGAUCCAGCUGGCGCACCAGGAACCUUCGUGGUCUAAACGAGACACCCCGAGCCUGACAGCAGUCCUGCAGCAACUCGUCGAGCGCAUCCAACAAUGGCGUCGAGAAGUGCCCGACUUUGAUAUUCUUGUUGCAGCACGACGCGACCUCCUGCACCAGGAAGACAAUCCCGCGCGAUACAGUCGUGCCGGCUCGUCGUCCGGCACUCCCACCCGGGACUCAUCCGAGCGUCCACCGAGAAAGACACCACGGGCAGCUGACAUUGGAUCGCCACGCGGCCGAAAAUCCCGCCCACUGGACCUACAAGCCCUUACCUCAUCCCCGCAACGACCUUCGGUCGGGUCCCCUCUCCGCGAGCCUUCGGCGCAGUCAACCAAGUCGCGCGACUCGUCCACCUCACGCGCCGCGGCGGCGGCCGAAGAGCUGCGCAAACGCCUUUCCAAGCCGUUCGUCGAGACGGCCGUACGCAAGUCCACCACCGAGGACGAAGCGAACGACGCGGCAGAGGCUCCAGCCGAGGAGGGUAGCAGCGCCGUGAUGGACGAGGAACCGCGGUCGGCCACGUUGGGCCAUGUCCUCACCAACGUGGUGAUCCUGUACGAGUUUCUGCUGGAGAUUGCAGCCAUGGUGCAGGCACGGGGGACGAUCUUUGGGGAGGCAGGGUAUCCGGGGGUGGAGGGGAGUCUAAGCUAG
Aspergillus terreus NIH2624 is the source of this 2388-nucleotide messenger RNA. RefSeq lists its product as uncharacterized. Bases 1 to 2388 code for a protein of 795 amino acids. The record is from RefSeq and is a predicted model, not a curated record. The transcript has 4 exons. Lineage: Eukaryota; Fungi; Ascomycota; Eurotiomycetes; Eurotiales; Aspergillaceae.